CUAAUUACUAGGCUCCUACCUCUCUAUGGCUUAUCGCCCAGUUCUUCCAUUGGCAACUUCUGAUCAAAAGAGACUUUUGCUUUAUAACUUGUCUCUUCAGAAUAUGGCCAUGCACUUUUUCCUACUUGACAGAACUGGGCACUAAUUAAAGAGAGAGGGAGAUAACCAAGGAGAGUGGAACAUUAUAUGACAUGCUAAAGGUAAAGGUAAAGGUACCCCUGCCCGUACGGGCCAGUCUUGCCAGACUCUAGGGUUGUGCGCUCAUCUCACUCUAUAGGCCGGGAGCCAGCGCUGUCCGCAGACACUUCCGGGUCACGUGGCCAGCGUGACAAGCUGCAUCUGGCGAGCCAGCACAGCACAUAUGACAUGAUAGACAAACCCUAAAGUGGUGCCUUUAGGAAGUCCGCUAUCAGUAUUUUUCUUUUUUCCAGAACCAGGGAUGCAGACAAACCAGCAAGCUACAGUGACUGGUGGAGGGUGAAUGCCUUGAAAAAUACGACUUGCUGAGAACUUGUCAUAUUUUGCUACAGUGGACCACUGGGAUUCUCUCAUCAAUGUGUUAUCUUUAGCAGGUGCUACUCAAUAGUUUAAAUAUUAAAGGAUAAACUGUCAGUAUUCUCUAUUCAAGACAAAGCCAUAAUGGACUAAGUGGGACAUGGUUUAAUAAAGUCUGCCUUCAGUCUGGAUUUUUUUAAUGACUUAUUGAUAUUCCAGAGUUUCUUUAACUUCUGCCUGUGAAAUUUGUAGAGCAGUCAUGAAUCCGGGAUUAACCCUAUGAAGUAGCUUUGGUUACAUUACUUCCAUGCCUGUUCUUUUCAUUCAUUAUUUCAAUGAACUUGAGAUGCAAUUGGCUGAAUCCACUUCCUUUCUGGUCAAAUUGAUUUGCUCCUUUUUCAAGUUUUUUUGUUUUAUGAGGAACAAACAUCAAGUCUAGGGUGCUUUCAGUUUAAGAAACAUGCAAUUGUUUUAAACUUAAUACCAGCUAGAAUUAGAUUGUAUUUGCUCAAUUAAUUUUCAACUUCUCUUUCAUUUUCUCUGCCCUCAGGAAAUCAUGGUCCAAAGGAAAGGGAUGGGAAGGGAACUGGAAGUCAGAAGUUGGUACUGAACUGUAGUGUGACUCCAGGCAAGCUGUUCAGAAUGGCUUUGUCUUCCAACCAUAUAGAAAGAGUUAUCACUUGUAUACUUAUGUGCCUGUGGAAGGGUGGUUUUGUUUUGUUAAGUGAAAAUCUGUUGAUAACAUAUUCUUUUCUCAGAGCAUUAGGCUGUGUUUCCUUUUUGGAAUAGGAGUCCCAGCUGCAUAGCAAAAUGUGAUUUAUCUCUCCACGGUAGUUGCCCGUGGUCAAGCACUAUCUGAAAUAAGCAGGUGCAUUCCUGCUUAUUUUAAUCAAAUCGGUCAACUUGAUUGUCCUCAUUCAGAUCUGUACGAUCCUUUCAAAGUUAAGCACUUUUAUACCCAAAGGAAGUAAUUGCGGGGUUUAACUGUGCUGACUUUUAGAAAUUGUUACCAGUGCAAUCUUAUACAUGUCUAUUCAGAAACAAGGUCCAUUGAGUGCAGUGAAGCUUAUUCCCAAGUAAGUGGGUGUAGGAUUGUAGUCAGAAAAAAAUCCAUUUGCAAUAUCAUGAACCCAGAAAAUCUUGGGAGUAAAGAUGAAAUUUGGGGCACCAUACCAGUAUACAGUUCUUUCUUGCCAUUUUCAUGGGGAAGCAGAAACACACAUGUCCUUCAAUUCACCUCUGAAAAUGGCAUCCUGGAUUAUUUUUUGGAAAUUGGGAAAAUGUCCUGGAAAACCAGCAACAGUUAAAUUGUGCUGAAAAUGCAUUUUAAAACCUUCAAAACUCAGAAAUCCUUGUAGCAUUUACUAAAAACAAUUUGGGGGUCUUCCUUUUUUCUAAAGGGUGUCCUGGUUUUUACUUUUUGAAAUAUGGUAACCCUACUAAAACAUAACAGGUGCUGCAGUGAGAAAGGAACAUUAGAAAGCAGGAUAGAAGCACUAGCACUAUAAUCAGGAUACAAAUGCAAUAUCCCCCAUGUCUGAAUGCAAACUCUGACAGAACCAAGGCCAGAUCCUCACUUGGCCAUGAAACUCACUGGGUCUUUCAACUAGUCUGUCUCACAGGGUUGUUGAGAAGCUAACAUGGGGGUGGGGAGAGAUUUGUGUAUGCCUUCCUGAGCUCCUUAGAGGACGGCAAAGAUAUAAAAUUGAUGAAGAAACAAAACAAAAUACAGAGAGACCCAUCACAAUGCCUACAGAUUUAGGCCAGGGCUCAGAGAAAUGUACUGCAUGAGUUAAAUCUGUCAGUUUUCCUGCCUGGAAUAAGGUAGGGCUUUGGAAAGUUAGCUGCUCGUUUACUCUUCCUAUGCCAUUGAACCCCAAUAAAGCAACCCUUUCGCUAUAGCAUAGCUUCUGUGCGGUUUCAAAUGUCUUCUGCCCUCAAUUGCCUUCCACUUCAGAGACUGCUCUGGGGCAUGAUAUUCAAGAAUUUCAAGUCAGUACUAAAAGAAUCCAAGACAAGUUCACUUAAAAGUGGAUAUUUAACAGUGGAUAUGGCACUAAAAUUCACAAUCUGGAGGGGAGUGGAAUUUAUUUUUCCCCAUUCUGAAAGCAAUUAGCUAUUUCAGAUAGAGCCCAAACCCUCCAAAGUUGGGCAAGGCUCAUGAUGAUCGUAGGCCAGUGCUGCUUUUGCCACUGCUGGACCAGCAAGAAAAAGGAAGGUGAGAGUGUGGUUUGGUUGGAGGAAUGGCAAGGGAAGUGUUCUGGUAAUGAGCAGAGCUGGUGGGGAGGAAGUGAGACCAUUUUCUAAGCCUGAAGUUGGUUCCAAAAUGAUGCAAGGACUCUUCGGGGGGGGGGGGAAUGCAUGUCAGCCACAAAUAUGUAUUAAGGAGUCAAAAUUCACGAAUCAUAUCCUUUAGUUUAGGUAUAAAUAAUGGUUUCCUGUAAGACUUGCAUUCCAAGAUUGAAUCUGAAAAUAAAAUUUAUGUGUGGAAUUCCCUCUUUUUAAAAAAUUGCAGCUGUAAAUAUUAAAGUUAUGAUGAAAGUUGUUCCUCAGCUGAAUAAACAGUACUGGGAGAGGGGAGGGGAUCAUCCUCUCUCCAUGUUUUUUAUAGUUACUCUUCCUAAUUGUCCUGCUGCUACCUCAUGCUCCAGAUAUCCAAGAAAGCUGACAUGGUAAAGUUAUAUACAGCACUGCAGUGACCUCUUUGCAAUGAGGAUGUGUAUCUCUCCAAUAAAGCCCCAGACAAAAUGACAGUGACAGCUGCCUCGUGGCAUUCAGCUUGAAUGGAACAGGUUUGCUCAGAAGUGUCAGUCGCCAGCGUGUCAUGACAGCAGAUAGCACCAAGGAAAACAUCUUUAAGCCCCAUCCUGGAAAAGUGAAACUUCUUUCAGCAGCUGCAGAGGCUGUUUAGCAGGAAAGGUGCUCUUCAAAGUCUUUGCACUUCUUCUUGGGCUGAUCUUCUUUUAUGAACCUCCUGAAAGCUGAAACCUUUUGCCAGGUGUUAGUUGCAGAAGCCCAUAAAACAAAACCUCGCUCAGCAGAAGCAGCAAAGCUGGAGGUUUUAUGGGUGGAAGGAACUCCAAGAACCAAGAGAAGAAAAGCACGAUGCUGUUGAAGAGGAGUCAGAAGUUACCUCUGUGGGAAGACGCUCUCCUCUCUGGGAAAGACCCAAGAGCACUCCUGAAGCGUGGACUGCAGUAUGUCAGCUUGAGCCUCAUCAUGAAAGGGAUGACAAGGACGCCUGACUUUUUGUGGGGAUUGCCACAGGUCCAGAAACUGAACCUCUCCCACAACCAGCUGGUGGUCCUUCCUCCUGCUUUGGCGAAACUUGACAGGCUGGUGGUGCUGAACCUGUGUGGGAAUCGCAUGAGGUCUCUGCCGAAAGAGAUUGGGCUACUCAGGAACCUGAAGGUUUUAUUUGUCAACAUGAAUUGCUUGACGGAAGUACCGGCCGAACUCGGACACUGCAAGAAGCUGGAAGUCUUGAGCCUCUCUCACAACUGCAUCUCCCAUCUCCCUUCGAGCAUCACAGACCUGAUAAACCUGCGAAAGCUGAACCUCAGCAACAAUCGGUUCAUUUACAUUCCCCUAAGUGUUUUUGCGUUGCGGAAUUUAGAUUUUCUACAUGUAGGCUGCAACAAGCUUGAAAACAUUGGAGACAGUAUCCAAUUUCUAGUCAACCUGCAGAUCUUGAUUGCUGAUUAUAACAAGAUUCGCAGCUUGCCAAGGUCUAUCUGCUCAGUCACUGCUCUUGAACUGCUAAAUGUUGAUUACAAUUCCAUUCAAAUGCUUCCAGAUGAACUCUAUUUGCUGCGCCGAUUGCCAAAAAUUGCUUGGAAUCCAAUGGAUAAGGGGCUACACAUUGUGCACAACCCUUUGUCCAAGCCACUGCCACAGAUUAUAGAUGGAGGACUGAAUGCGCUCUACAGCUAUCUCAAAGAUAAAAAUGAGCUCCCAUAAAUGUACACUUUGCUUGGGAUAGACCUGGUGGCCAUGUCUCAACUGAGUUCUUUAAUAUUUCUGAUCAGUAGCUUUCACUGCACUCAUCAAGAGUUGGAAUACAGUUACAAGUACAUUGACUUUAUGUUGACUGUGCAAUGGAUGUACUUUCCAAAUAGUAUGUAUCCUUGCAGUGCUGAGGUAUCCUUUAGGAUGGCAGGGGUGAGGAGGAACCCCAAGGAUUGACAUAUUUCUCUUUAUUUUGCUGUAAUCAGGUUAAUACAGAGCCAACAGCAGUUUCAGGCUUUUCCCACCUGUCAGAUUUCAAUAACAUUAAUAUAAAGCAUAUUGAUGUAGCAUGAUGUGAUGGUCUUGUGAAGUUCAGUGGCACUUUAAACUCCUGUUUAGUGUCUUGUACCAAGGGCGGGGGGGGGGGGUGCUACAGAAAUCCUAACCACAAGAAGCUGAACUGAUUCCUUAGGAAGAAAGCUUGAUCGGGUUACAAAGCAAUGUGUUUUUGUUCCGUGACCUAUACCGCAUUAUCUGUUACUACAUUCUGGCUGUGGUUCAGUCCAAUUAAUUUUCCAGUGUGUUUGAUCCCAGACAAGCAAGUUGCUACCUAAAAAGAUAUUGUAGAAAGAGGUGGUGAAUAAAUCUUGCAGCAAUUGAGAAAAAUGUCCAGAAUAGAAACGACUAGUACCUCAAAAUCUUGAAGCAGGGAUUAGGUAACGUACAUCACAACAAGUACUUGAUGGAAUGUAUAGCUGCUUGUGAUGUGAGAAGCGGGGGCAUGGCCAGAUCCACACCCCUUGUCAAUGGGGCUUGUGCAUGAGAACCCCCCAGUUCUCUGCCCAGGUCUAUAGAAAUGGUGAGCCAAAUAGCUAUUUUUUAUGAGGAGAAACCUUCUAAGGCUUGAAGUCAUUACUUGCCUCCUUUUCUAAAAUUUUGGCCUGGGCACAUAUCAUAUGAUGCCUGUCUGAGGUGGUUCUACCUAGUGUCCUUGUGGAAAUGUAUUUCAUGAAUGUUUUCUAAAGAAGCAAUAGGUUAAAAAGUCUACCUGCCUUUCCAUAAAUCCAAAAUGCAGGGCUAUCCCCUCACCUAUUGUAUGGGCGAGGUCACUAACUGCUAGGAAAAAUGGAAAAGGAAAAAUCUGGUAAUUGACCAGAACUUAUCUAUCUGGGACAGUUGUGAAUGUGAAUACAAGCUUUGGGUAACUUUUAAGUUCAUGACAGCUAUUUGAAAAAGAAAACCUUCACUUCAGAAGCAGGAAUUUGUAUCUGUGAAAUGCACUUUUAAAAAACGAUGUCGUCAGCAGCUUCUGCAGUUUCGGUGCACAAGAUGUAAUGAUGCAGAACGGGGUAUAUUGCCUGAGAAUGUUGUGCUAAUGGAAUACCUCAAAAGUGAGCAGGCUGCCCAGAUUGUAGAGGAUGUAAACUUGAUUUGCAUCUCACUUUGGAGCUAUUUGUGAAGGGAAAUUCAGGAGUCCUAAAUAUACUUCUUCAGCAGUUUCUGGCUCCCUGGAUGCAAUUAAGGAGAAAGAGAAGGCAUAUGAGACUGAGGAAUAGUAUCUGCAAAAAAAGAAAGAAAAAAGUGUCAUGUAAUUAAUCAACUCAGGUUGCAACCCCUCUGCACACGUACUGGGGAAUAAGCUGUAUUGUACUCAGUGAUACUCACAUCAUACAUAGGAUUGAAUUGUCAAUGCCUGAUUAAUGUAAUAUACAAUACAAAAAUCCACUGGGUAUUUUGCUAUAUAUUUGGGGCACAAUGCUACCAAAUUCAGCACUUUGUAAAUCCGAUUGAUUUCAAAGUCAAAUAUUUCAUCACUGUCUCAUUGAAAUCAGUGGGGCUUAAAAUAGUUUAUCUUUGGUUGGGUGCCCUUAAUAUCUCCUUUACAUCUCUUCUUACAAAGCAUAUAUAUAGGGAUGUAUUUGGGUUUUUGGGUAUCCUGAAAUAAACAUACAGCGAGCUAGUACAUUUAAUAUAUAGCUAAGGGGAAACACACACACAGACCCGAAGGCUGAUGGACUGAGAAAUGGAUUGAGAAAACUCUUGAGUGUUUUGACAGAGUUUCCUGGUAGCACUUAUGUCAGUGCAACAAAUGACAAUGAAGGUGGUGAGUCCUAUGGCAAACAAGCCCUAUGGGGCACAACUGAAAGAACUGGAUAUGUUUAGCAUGAAAAAGAGAAGCGUAAGGUGAAGCAUGACAGCAAAUACCUGAAGUGUUGCCACCUGGAAGAAGGCAAAGACUUGAGUUCUGUUGCCUGAAAGAGACAUAGCCAACUUAAUGGGCUUAUGUUGGGAUAGAAGAUUUUGGCUGAAGAGAAACUUAUUGAGAGUAAGAGCAAUUCUACAAUGGAACCAAUUCUCUCUCUCUCUCUCUCUCUCUCUCUCUCUCUCUCUCUCUCUUCACUAUCCAGGCCUUUUAAAUCUACUAGUUUCAUUUAUCUGUAUGCUAAUGUAUGUCCUGCUGCUUAUUAUUAACGCUGGUUUUAUUAUGUAAAUAUGGCUUUUCAGUAUUUUCAUGUAAGAUCAAGAGCCUGGCUGAAAAGUGGGGUCACAGCAAGAACAUUUUUAAGACUCAUAUGAGCGUACACUAUUUAUACAUACAAAUGGGUUCUAAUUUUAAAGAUGAUAAUUGUACUUAAAAUAUCCAUCUCAAAUGUCUGAAUGUUGGCUCUUGUAUGCCAUUGUUGACAGUUAUAUGUUAAGGGGUUUUUUUUUUUACAGAGUAAUCCAAUCCGUGUCUACUCAGAAGCAAAUGCCACUGAGUUCAGAAGGGGCUUGCUCCCAGGUAAGGGAGUUUAGGGUUGCAUCAUUUGUAUAUUUGAUGCUGUCACAUUAAUCACUGGGCAGGGGAGAUAUCUGUUUAUCAGCUAAUAAGGAUUAGGCAAUAGAAGUUAGUUAUGAUAUGAUUUGGCUGUGAUAUCUCCCCAUUGUAAUUUGUAUGGCAGCUUAAGAGAAAUUGGCACUGCAGGAAUGUUUAGGGUUCUGUUUCACAAGAUGAAAAACAGCAGAUGGUACAAGGAAAAGAUCCCCAGACAGUAGCUAAUCUAUUUGAAAAAAUCAAAAUAGUGAGAUGUGUGGAUAAAGAAGGGAAUAGAAUAUAAAGCUGAACACCAUUAUUUUGAAAAUGAUGAUGGUGCAGAAUAACAAUAAUAUUUCCCUUGUCCUAAUAAAACAGUUUAACUGGAUGAAGCACUAAAAUAUAAACAAUCUUCCUGUAAAGGGGGGGGGGGGAAUCCCAUGAUUAUAGCUACAAUACUAUACAGAAUUACCUGGGAGUGCUCACUACUGAACACAGCGAGACUUACAUCUGUGUAAUUAUGCAUGGGACUGCACUGUUAACAGCAAACCAAAUAACUGGAACUGCACAUUUGCAUGUUCCAGCACAUUCGUAAUGAGGCAAAUUAUCCCCUCACAUUAGCACUGAGCCCUGCUUCAUUUUGUCCACCUCCAUCCCAACCUCCCGGCAGAGCCAAACUGCAUGUAUGCAUUGGUCUGGGGCAAUACCAGCUUGAGAGCAUUCCCAGGAAACAGGACAGAACUGGCCAUACAUAGGGUUGUGCUUCACUGUAAGGAAGCGAUGGGGAACAUUUGGCCCUCCACAUGUUGUCGGAUUGAAUUCUCAUCAGCACCAACCUGCAUGACCAAUGGUCAGGAAUGAUGAAAGGUGUAGUGGCACAACAACAUCUGGAGACCCAUGGGUUCUCUUUGCCUAGUUUAAGAAAAGAACUAAAGCAGAACUGGGGAACUGGUGCCCUCCUCCCCUGAUGUUACUGGACUACAAGCCCCAUCAUCCCUGAUCAUUGGACAUGCUGGCUGAUGGGAGUCAGAACCCAACAAUAGCUGGACAAGGGUUUUCCAACCUGGUUUAAUGCCUAAAUUUAAUAAUAAUAAAAAAACUGCAUGGAAAAAAAUGUUUCUUAUUUUUUAGUUCCUCAACCUUAUUUUUAAACUAGACAUACUACGCACGUUUCACAUAGAAAUCUACUGAGAUUUUGGUAUAAAUAGUUGUUGGGGGAUUUGAAAGAAGGGCAUAAAAAUCUCCUGGUAUUCAUAUCAAAAUUUCAGUAGUUUUGCAAAUGAAAUGUGCCUUGUAUUUCUAGUUAAAAACACAGAUAUUUCCUCAUCCUCAGUUUCAAAAAUUAUAACUGCUACAGGAACAUGCAAAACAAUGUAGGAUAGUGCACAAUACUCUUUGGUUUAUGCAUAUGAACUGCAGUUCUGCUCAAUUAAUUUUUAAUUCCCUUAUUUCAUUGGGAUUUAAGCAACAUAACUGCAAUCAGGAUUGCAGCCUUUAUAACAGAAGCCUUUUGGCAUGCAAACCCACAUCGUAUUUCCAAAUCUUUUGCUUUAACUACUGUCUACGAUGCUGAAAUCCCC
This is a messenger RNA of Podarcis lilfordi (Lilford's wall lizard), 8817 nucleotides long. The record is from the annotation of a GenBank genome assembly. Lineage: Eukaryota; Metazoa; Chordata; Lepidosauria; Squamata; Lacertidae.